Messenger RNA from Chanos chanos (milkfish), 1951 nucleotides. RefSeq names its product malic enzyme 3, NADP(+)-dependent, mitochondrial (gene me3). NCBI's taxonomy places the organism in Eukaryota, Metazoa, Chordata, Actinopteri, Gonorynchiformes, Chanidae. The transcript has 15 exons. Bases 97 to 1944 code for a protein of 615 amino acids. Gene Ontology annotation, cellular component: mitochondrion. The record is from RefSeq and is a predicted model, not a curated record. Gene Ontology annotation, molecular function: malate dehydrogenase (decarboxylating) (NADP+) activity; NAD binding. Gene Ontology annotation, biological process: pyruvate metabolic process; malate metabolic process.
CAGGUAAAGUGACUGGUUGCCAUCGCAAAACUUAUGCUUACUGAAACUGCUGGAACAUAACACAGUGAGGACAACGUCAUAUCGUUCUCAGGAAACAUGAACUCUCUCCCGAACAGCGUUUUGUCGCUAUGCAGAAGAUCCAGCAGCGUCAUACGCGUUUUUGCCAGUCCUUCCAGUUUCCCAGUUGCUCGCGGUAUCGACAGCCCUGUUUCCAGUACAACAAGGAUAUGUCACUCCAGCACGAGCGUCAAAGGUAGCGUCAGCACCAAAAAGCGCGGCUACGAUAUCACGAGAAACCCGCACCUGAAUAAGGGGAUGGCAUUCACCCUGGAAGAAAGGUUGCAGUUGGGCAUCCACGGUCUUCUGCCGCCUUGUUUCCUGUCUCAGGAUGUCCAAGUGCUCAGAGUAAUGAAGAGUUAUGAGACACGGAGCAAUCCCCUGGACAAAUAUAUUUUGCUCAUGACACUCCAGGACAGGAAUGAGAAGCUUUUCUAUCGAGUGUUGACCUCUGACAUUGAGGAGUUUAUGCCUAUAGUCUACACUCCCACUGUGGGCCUGGCCUGUCAACAGUACGGCCUGGCUUUUAGGAGACCGCGAGGGCUUUUCAUUACCAUUCAUGAUAGAGGCCACAUUGCCACCAUGUUGAACUCGUGGCCUGAGGAAAAUAUCAAGGCCAUUGUGGUAACAGAUGGAGAGCGGAUCCUUGGCCUUGGUGACCUGGGCAGCUAUGGAAUGGGCAUUCCAGUGGGCAAACUAGCUCUUUACACGGCAUGUGGAGGAGUGCCCCCCCAGCAGUGUCUGCCUGUUUUAUUGGAUGUGGGGACAGAUAAUCAGGCACUUCUGAAUGACCCGUUGUACAUUGGGCUGAAGCACAAGAGAGUGCGAGGAAAGGAGUAUGAUGACCUCAUCGAUGAAUUCAUGCAGUCUGUCACAGACAAGUAUGGAAUGAACUGUCUGAUUCAGUUUGAGGACUUUGCCAACAGCAAUGCCUUCCGUAUACUCAACAAAUACCGAAACCGUUACUGCACCUUCAAUGAUGACAUCCAAGGCACUGCUUCAGUUGCUGUUGCUGGAAUCCUAGCUGCACUAAAGAUCACCAAAAACAAACUUUCGGACCACACCUUUGUGUUCCAGGGAGCAGGAGAGGCUGCAUUGGGCAUUGCUCACCUGCUCAUAAUGGCCAUGGCCAAGGAGGGUGUGUCCCACGCAGAUGCAGUCAAGAAGAUCUGGAUGGUGGACUCCAAAGGACUUAUAGUCAAGGGCAGAAGUCACCUGAACCAUGAGAAAGAAGAGUUUGCCCAUGAGCAUCCACACAUUAAGAGCUUGGAGGAAGUGGUGGCAACCCUCAAGCCCACUGCCAUCAUCGGUGUGGCGGCCAUUGGUGGAGCCUUCACUGAGAAGAUCAUUAAGGACAUGGCCUCUUUUAAUGAAAGACCCAUCAUCUUUGCUCUCAGCAAUCCCACAAGCAAGGCAGAAUGCACUGCUGAGCAGUGCUACCAACUGACUGAGGGCAGGGGCAUCUUUGCCAGUGGAAGUCCCUUUAAGAAGGUCACCUUGGCGGAUGGACGUACCUUCUACCCCGGCCAGGGUAAUAACGCCUACGUGUUCCCAGGAGUGGCGUUGGGGGUGAUUGCCUGUGGGGUGCGCCACAUAUCUGACGACAUUUUCCUCACCACAGCCGAGGCAAUUGCAGAUAUGGUGACAGAGGAGAACCUGGCAGAAGGGAGACUGUACCCUCCUCUUAGCGCCAUCAGAGAAGUGUCCUUCAAGAUAGCAGUGAAGAUUGUGGACUAUGCCUAUAAGGAGGACAUUGCCUCCUGGUAUCCAGAGCCAAAGGACAAAGAAGCCUUUGUAUUGUCCCAUGUCUACAGCCCUGACUAUGACUCCUUCUCCUUAGACACAUACAGUUGGCCCGAGGAGGCCAUGAAAGUGCAGGACGUGUAGAAUGGGG